AAAUGAAAAAUGUUUUGAACUUGGGUGACAAGACAAGUAAGAAAUCAUCGAUCAUUAUAAAUACCAAACCAACCUCAAAACCGUGAUGUGAUUUGAUGUGAUUCUAACUCAACUUUUACUCACACACAACACUGUAUCUUUUCAUCGCUCGUGCGUCGUGACUCACUGAGUCAAAUCUGAAAUAACUUCCGAUUCACACAAUGCUGCUUCAUUUCGACACUUUCUUCUUCCACCGUCUUCCUACCUGAGUUUCUUCGUUCUUCUUUCACUCUCUGGUAACCGGACUCCGGCUUCCCAGAAAUUUCUUGUUACUAAAUUUUGUGGUAGCAUUAAAUUUAAACACUGUCGCGAUGUAAGAAUAUCUGGUAUUAUCAAUAUCAAUUCAAGGAGACAUUUAAUUUUUUUUUAAAACAAAGGAGACAUUUGAUUUGAUCAGCGGAUCUUCAUUUCGCUAGAAGUUUCAUUUUCCAGAAGUCUUGGUUUGAUUCUGAACCUUGAUUUUUGGAAAGAAACUGCAUUACAUAUUUUAGGUUUAUGAUUCUUGUUUACUGCUUAGGGUCAGGCAUGAGUUACUUUUGCAAUGAGAGUGAAAGUCGGUCAAAGUAAAAAUAUAGAGGGGGGAGAUUAGUUGAGGGUACUGAUUUUGUGAUGGGAAUGUUUUGAUUUUAGUAUUGAUGGUAGGGUUCAUAGCUUGUUUAUUUUUGAGCCAGCAAGAUUUUGAACCUGUAAAUUGAGAAUGGCUUGUUUGACACUUGGUCCGAUGCAUGAACAGGGUGAAUUUACCAGUUGUUUUAGUCCUCAUAUGAGGGUCUCUAUUUUGAUUUACCUAACUGUUGGUGGAUCUGUGAUCCCCAUGCAUAUUAUGGAGACGGAUUCUAUUGCUUCGGUGAAGCUGAGAAUUCAAACCUUCAAAGGAUUUUUUGUAAAGAAACGGAAACUGGUUUUUGAAGGGAAGGAAUUGGCUCAUAACAAAUCUUGUUUUCGAGAUUAUGGUGUUGCUGAUGGAAAUGUGUUCCACCUAAUGCUAAGGCUUUCUGAUCUUAAAGCUAUUACUGUUAGGACUUUAUGUGGUCAGGAAUUUGGGUUUUAUGUCGAGAAGACUAGGAAUGUGGGUUAUGUGAAGCAGCAGAUUGCAAGGAAAGGGCAAGGGUUCUUUCAUAUUGAAGAUCAAGAAUUGGUAUGGGAGGGUGAGGCACUUGAAGAUCAGAGACUUAUUGAGGACAUCUGUAAGGACAAUGAUGCUGUGAUUCAUUUGUUGGUCAGGAUAUCAGAUACCAAGGUAAGAACUAAACCAGUUGAGAAGGAUUUGGAAUUAUCAAUUGGGGCAUCAUUCACACAUGAUACGGUGCCAAAUUUAGCUGCAGACCAGUUAGGGCCAGUGUCUAUAACAAAUAAGGUCCUGAAAAGGUGCCUUUUGGCUAAAGAAUUUCUUUUGGAACCAAUUUUUAAGAAUUCCAAUAUCAAAAUUCCACCAGUGAUCCAGGAACUAAUUAAGGUUACAUUAGAGGGGUUAGAGAAAGGUCGCAAGCCAAUUCAAUCUUCAGAGGGGUCAGGAGGAGCUUAUCUCAUGCAAGAUUCUUCUGGCUUAAAGUAUGUUUCAGUUUUCAAGCCUAUUGAUGAGGAGCCAAUGGCAAUUAAUAAUCCUCGGGGAUUACCUAUCUCUGUCGACGGUGAAGGGUUAAAGAAAGGCACUCAAGUAGGCCAAGGUGCGUUGAGAGAAGUUGCAGCUUACAUUUUAGACCAUCCUAGGAAAGGACGCCGAACAUAUAAUAACAAUGAGGAGUUGGGAUUCGCGGGAGUUCCACCUACUGUUAUGGUCAAAUGCAUGAAUGAAGGGUUCCAUCAUCCUGAAGGUUAUAAGAAUGGUUCAAGUGAUGUUAAGAUAGGAUCGCUUCAGACGUUUAUGAGGAACAUUGGAAGCUGUGAAGACAUGGGCCCUAGUGCAUUUCCGGUGGAAGAGGUGCACAAGAUCUCUGUUCUGGAUAUGAGAUUGGUAAAUGCAGAUAGACAUGCUGGGAACAUAUUGGUUGCCAAGGAUGGCGAAGGUGGUCCAACUGUCCUUAUUCCUAUUGAUCAUGGCUAUUGCCUACCGAAGAAUUUUGAAGACUGCACUUUUGACUGGUUAUACUGGCCACAAGCUAAAGAACCUUACUCCCCAGACACCAUUGAGUACAUAAAAUCUCUGAAUGCAGAAGAAGAUAUUAAGCUUUUGAAGUCUCAUGGAUGGGAACUUCCUCCUGAAUGUGCCCGCAUCCUACAUAUAUCAACAAUGCUUCUUCAGAAAGGUGCAGAGAAAGGACUCACUCCUUUCACCAUUGGAAGCAUCAUGUGUAGAGAAACAUUAAACAAAAAUUCUACCAUUGAGCAGAUUGUUCAGAAAGCGGAUGAAGCUGCACUUCCUGGAACAAGUGAAUCCGCAUUCCUUGAUCUUGUUUCAGUGUUCUUGGAUAAUCAUUUAGAAGAGCUAUUCCCAUGACUGAAUUGUAAUGCACAUGCUACAUUUAAUAAGAUACUGGUGUAAAGUGAUGGUGCUCGAUUCGUCUUCAAGGUAUAUCCCACAAUCUACUAUGAUGGAGUUAAGUUCUUGCAAGUUGCAACCACCAAUCAAGAAUUUGAUGUUUGUGUUGCUAUGUAGACUUUUGUGUUUUUUAUACUACAUCUCUGGUUGUAUGGAAUGGAACUAUAUUUGUAUAUUGACAAGGAAUGAUUAUGGAAUUUCUGUGCACUAUCAUUCAACUGAUUUGUGCUUCUUGAACCAAUAUUUGAAAUAUUGAUAAAUAAAAUUUUCCAUUCCAUGUUCUGUCCA
Trifolium pratense (red clover) is the source of this 2806-nucleotide messenger RNA. RefSeq names its product phosphatidylinositol 4-kinase gamma 3. The record is from RefSeq and is a predicted model, not a curated record. NCBI's taxonomy places the organism in Eukaryota, Viridiplantae, Streptophyta, Magnoliopsida, Fabales, Fabaceae. Gene Ontology annotation, molecular function: protein binding. The coding region runs from base 737 to 2476 and encodes 579 amino acids. The transcript is spliced from 3 exons.